GCCGCCAUGUUCGCUGCGGGCACGCCUCGGCGCAGCCGGGGGCGCCAUGUCUGUUAAGGGCGGCUGCCGGCGAAAGGUCCCUGGGCCUGCGCCCGCCCCGCACUGCCGCGGGCUGCGGCACGGGAGCGCGCCCAGGGCGGCCGCGGGCACCGGCACAGGAGCGCGCCUGGAGCGGCCGUGAGUCACUGCGAGGACGGGGCGCUCCAGCCACUCUCCUUGUAGAAAGAAGCCCAUGCGAAAGACUACCCCUUCCCAUCAGCUGACCUGUGCGCACAGCUGAAAGCCUGGGGAGCAACUUGGCAGGAUGAAGCCUGUCAUUGUGGUGCACGGUGGAGCUGGCCGGAUCUUCAAAGAACGAGAAGAGGGAUGUCGUGCUGGCGUUGUCAGAGCUGCGCUGCGAGGUUACGCUCUCUUGAAGCAGGGAGGCAGUGCUGUGGAUGCAGUUGAGGAGGCAGUACGGUCAAUGGAAGAUGAUCCUCAUUUUAAUGCAGGUUGUGGAUCUGUUCUAAAUGAAAAAGGUGAAGUAGAAAUGGAUGCCAUUAUCAUGGAUGGAAAAAAUUUAGACUCUGGAGCAGUGUCUGCAGUUAAGUGCAUAGCAAACCCAAUAAAACUUGCUCGACUUGUUAUGGAAAAGACAAAGCACAUGCUGCUGACUGACCAUGGGGCACACCUGUUUGCUCAGGCCAUGAGUAUUCCUGAAAUUCCUGGGGAGAAACUCAUAACUGAGAGAUCCCGGGAGAGGUGGAAGAAGAACCUUGAGCCAGAUUCCAACCCUGAAGAGUUUCAGAAAGACCUUGGAACAGUCGGUGCUGUUGCUAUAGACAGUGAAGGCAAUGUAGCUUGUGCAACAUCCACAGGAGGACUCUCUAAUAAAAUGAUUGGCCGUGUUGGUGACACAGCAUGCAUAGGAAGUGGAGGUUAUGCUGACAACCAUUCUGGUGCCACUUCAACCACAGGACAUGGGGAGAGCAUUAUGAAAGUGGUCUUAGCCCGACUGAUUCUCUAUCACAUGGAGCAAGGAAUGUCACCAGAGGUAGCAGCGGACACUGCAUUAGACUACAUGAAGACACGAGUUGGGGGUUUGGGGGGUGUCAUUGUUGUCAACAAGGCAGGAGAGUGGGCAGCAAGGUUCUCCACCAAGCAAAUGUCCUGGGCUACUGUAAAGGAUGACAAGCUGCAUUAUGGCAUUUAUGCUGGGGAGAAGCAUAUAAAGUCUGUUGAGGAAGCUCUUGCAUCCGAAAGGGAGGGAUUCUGAGAACGAAGAAAGUUGACUGACAGAGAAGUAUGAAGAUCUCCAGUUUUUGCUGGAGGACAAUGACAGUUGAUUUUGUCUUUCUGAAAGAUCUUUUGGUUCACAGGCAUUACCACAUUUACAGUCAAAACAAAAUCUGGACAUUGUUCUUUGGUGGACAAAGUCUUUUAAUACCUUUGUGAAGUCAGAUCCUCCUUUUUUAGAUAAGAAAGAGAAUGGUCUGUAGGUUUCUUGGUUAGCAUGCCUUAAUCAAAGGGAGCCUGAGUUUCAGUAUUAGAGGAACUCCUUUCCACAUCCAUUUUCAGAGACUGCUGCCAGGAUGAUUUGAGAGAAGAAUACCUAUUAAAUAAAAGCUGAAUUUUGAAAAUCCAGGGUCUUUUGAGCAGCCAUCUCAUGGUACCAGCUUGCUAACGGUCAAUGAAAUACCACCAAAGAGCAGUGAAGAGUUGAGAUUAAAAUUGUUCUCACAGGCUUGAGGUAACUUGUCACAGGAUAUAAUGAAGUAAAGAAAGUAACUUUCUCCAGAGAAGGGAAAGGUGAUGCUAAGGAGCUCUAAUUCCAUUCAUUGACAUCACAACCAAGUAGGCUAGGAUGUUUCAAACUGUAUGUGGACAGUUAACCGGACAGGACCGGAAAGAUGCUAUGAACUUAGUAUCUGGGGUAGAAAUAGAGAAGGUCAUGCUUUCAAUAAAAAUAACAGCAAUCUUUUCUAUUCAAAUGCAGAGGUGAUAGGCACCUUUUAAGUCAAAACACGAGACAGAUGAUUAACUGGAAAAAUAAUUAUCUGAAAGUAAGUGAUCAAAGCAAGUUGUACUAAAAUAAAUAAAACUGCCUGUUAACAAGCUUGUUGUGUGAAGUCUGAAACAUUGUCUGCAGAGAUUUUCUUUUUUUAAAAAAAUUGAUGUUCUGUUACUUCUAAUACAUUUUCUUCAUUAAGAUUUUGUACUUUUAAAAGAGAGAGAAAAAUUCCUUUUUUAUUUUCUGACUGUCAACUAUAUAAUAUUUUUGUGUUAAGAACUGUAAUAAUUUUAUGCAUUUCAGCUGGUGACUAGAUUUUUCUCUUACAUGCCAUCAUUCUGUGGAAUGUUCCCUUCACAAAAUAGCCCAAAUAACCAUAACAAAUAUCUUAAA
This is a messenger RNA of Pyrgilauda ruficollis (rufous-necked snowfinch), 2383 nucleotides long. RefSeq names its product asparaginase and isoaspartyl peptidase 1 (gene ASRGL1). Lineage: Eukaryota; Metazoa; Chordata; Aves; Passeriformes; Passeridae. The transcript has 7 exons. The record is from RefSeq and is a predicted model, not a curated record. The coding region runs from base 305 to 1255 and encodes 316 amino acids. Gene Ontology annotation, molecular function: asparaginase activity.